GCGAUCAACAUGUUUAGUGCGAUAAGGCAAUUCCUGCAGUCUUGCAUCGGGGAUCGUGUGGCUUUACAUAUCAUCCCUGUCUCUCGAUCGGCUAGUCGCUCGAGAGAGAACCUGCUGACCGUUCGCGAUGUACGCUCUUCCUGUUCGCCUCUGCUUAACAGCCAUUCUGUUCACUGCAGCAUUCGCUGUUUUACCGCCUUACAUAAAGCCGUGCAAGAAGAGCGAUCCGGACAUCAACAAAUGCAUCGUCCGAUCGAUAGAACAGCUUCGUGAUAAAUUAUCAGUUGGAAUACCGGAACUUGACGCACCGCCCAUCGAACCAUUGAACCUCAAACAAAUACGUCUGUCCAGAGGACCAGUCGGAGCCAGGCUUGACGUCAAUCUCACGGACAUGCGGGUGUCUGGUCCGUCCACUUUUAAAAUUCGUGACUUUAAGGCGGAUGUCGAGAACGUGGUCUUCACCUUCAAGAUCAACUUCGACAAGCUAACGUUCCAAGGGAAAUAUCAGAUCGACGCAACGAUACUUUUGCUGAAAGUGACAGGCCAGGGAGAUAUCACUGGAACCUUCACCGACUACGAAUCGGACGUUAUUCUACGAGCGCGCAAACUGCACAGAGGCAACGAUGUCUAUCUGAAUUUUGAGAAGAUGAAGCUGAAGAUCAAAAUUGGCAGGGCACAAUUACACCUCAGUAAUUUGUUCGGCGGUGACAAUGUUCUUGCUGACGCUACUCACGAGUUGAUAAACAAUAAUAACGACCUGAUAUUGAACGAAAUUACACCGGUGCUGGAAACAUCGUUGGCAGAACUUUUCACAGACGUGACCAACAAAAUCACAAAGUCCUUCACGUACAAAGAACUGUUUCCAGAAGGUUAAAUUUUCGAUUUUUCUGUCUCUUAGACUUCGGUUCCCGGGUGGUUUUGUAAAAAUUUCUACAGCUCUCUAUUUUUAUUCUUUGUUUCUUAACAUCGGCACAUCCUUGCCACUAAAAUCAAUUUCCUUCACUCUCCUAGAUCCUCAAAAAAUCUACAAAUAUUCUGGUUUGUUAUUUGUCGAUAUCUUCUGCGUAUUUGUUAGUGUCUGGUGAGUUACACGUUUCAAAAGAUUUUAGCGAAAAUUUCAAAUUCGAGGAUGAAAUUUUUCUUUGGGUCUUCAAUGACCCAAUUCGUUUACUAUGUAAGAUUUGAGAAGUAUGAAUUGUUUAUAGAAAUUGUUGAAAAAUUUGGUAAAUAAAUCAUUUGAAAUAAGUUUUUGAAAAAUUCUUGGAAAAUAAUUGAAAAAAAGCUGUAAGCAUGUAUACGUGAAAUUUCCAAAAAUAUUUAGGUGUGGAUUUGAAAUGUAUAGGUAGAUAGAUGUAGGGUGUACAUUGUUAAAUAUCAUAAUAAAAUAAAUAUUUACUUCAAA
Messenger RNA from Frieseomelitta varia, 1402 nucleotides. RefSeq lists its product as uncharacterized. Bases 128 to 874 code for a protein of 248 amino acids. The transcript has 6 exons. The record is from RefSeq and is a predicted model, not a curated record. NCBI's taxonomy places the organism in Eukaryota, Metazoa, Arthropoda, Insecta, Hymenoptera, Apidae.